This is a messenger RNA of Nilaparvata lugens (brown planthopper), 525 nucleotides long. Its product is annotated as vegetative cell wall protein gp1. The coding region runs from base 1 to 525 and encodes 174 amino acids. NCBI's taxonomy places the organism in Eukaryota, Metazoa, Arthropoda, Insecta, Hemiptera, Delphacidae. The transcript has a single exon. The record is from RefSeq and is a predicted model, not a curated record.
AUGGAGCGCAAUGCAUCGACUUCCUACCCUUCUCCUCCUCCACCUCACCCUGAUAGCCCACCUCCACCAUACAGCGAAUUGACCCCAGUUACCCAUCGAUCAGUCACCCCCUCAUCCCCUCUCUACCGCCAGUUCCCUCCACAGUACAGUUUCCAACCACCCCGUCCAUUAUCUCCACAAGAUACACCAACCUCAAGGUCACCAUCAAUUUUCGAGCCAUCCCGACCCAGUACACCACCCUCCCCAUCAAUGAUACCAUCCUCUAGAGCAAGAAGCCGAAUGUCCUGCAUCAGCGACCUUACUCCAUCAUCCUCAUCAUCAUCCUUAAAUAUGGUUCCUCCAACACCACCACUAAUGAUGGAUGUUAGAUGUGUAUCGCAAGCACAGAGGCGUGCACUGAUCUGGCUGAAAGCGAACCUCAACCUUGUACCCAACUAUUUCCAACGCUUGCUGGACGAUAGUGAUAGCGACGAAGAAGAUCCUACAGAUCAUAGAAAUCGCUAUAUCGCCAUCUGUCCUGUCUGA